GCGCUCCAGUGGCAGCGAUUAGCUUCCCGCAGCUUCGCGUGUGUCAGUAGAGUGCGAGUCGCGUGCCGAGACGGCGACACGUGCUGCCGGUGCUACCCUCAUUACGUUGGUUACUUCCGUUACUUAACUCUCUCUUCACCGGAAGCUUGAAGAUCCUUCGAGAUGCGCUGCGUCGCGGCGCUGCUCGUCCUUGCCGCCCUUUUCGCCCUCUCGCAGUGCUCCGUUCGCAGCGUCGCGCCGGACGAAGCACUGACAAAGGAGCUGGAAGAGGCGUUGGGUAAAGACGAUUUUGUCAUCGCCGUGAAGAAUGUCAAGCCAAGGAAGCGUCGGGGCCCCGAGACGCUACUCAUUGCAGAUUUUUCCGGAUCAAAGGAAAAGUUCAUAGUGAUAUUGGACAGACGCACAAAACACGUUGUCAUCGAGACCGUCCACCAUGGAAGUGUCCACAUCGAACGCUUCGACGUCAAAGGCCUCGACGACUCGACGGUGAUCAAGAAUCUGCUUCUCCAUGUCCACCAGGCUCAACCAGACGCCAGCAUCGAGUUGUACCUGAAUUGCGUCCACUAUGGAAACGUGCCGACGAAUAAGACCCUCAAGGAAAUGGCAGGAAUUCUGCGUACGGUACGCCUCGAGGUGUACAAGGAGAAAAAACACAAGGCUAAAGUGUACUCGAGUAUGAAAAUGAGCGACAUCUUGGUGCGGGAAAAUUGCCGUUCGGAGUUCCUCGACGUUGAAACGAUGCAGGGAACUGAGCCACAGGCGGACCAGCCAAAUGUUCGAAGACGGGGUGACAUCCAGAUUAUUCCCGAUUGGGACACCGAACGAUGUUUAACGGAAGCUCUGCUCGUAAAAACUCUGAAUUCGCUGAUAGAAUCCAUUCGUCGGAUAAGGGAUGAGGUUGAAUUUAACAAACAAGAAACCCAACAUUUGAGAAGCUUGAUUGAAAACUGCGAGGGAUGCAAACGACAAGAUAAGCUUAUUGUCCCGUCAUGUUCGAUGAACUCGCCAUGUUACCCGGGAGCACAAUGUCGGGACACAAUCUCUGGUCCACAAUGUGGAUCUUGCCCCCGCGGCUACGUGGGAGAUGGAAUAUCAUGUCGUCGAGGUUACACUUGCGCCGAUCGGCGCUGUUUCCCUGGCGUCACGUGCUACGAUAGGGAUGAUGGCUACAGGUGCGGUCCGUGUCCCUCAGGAUACACAGGGGACGGGGAAAGAUGCGAACGGCUGAAGGGCUGCCAGCUGAAUCUGUGUCACAGAGGGGUGCAAUGCAUGUCAAUGGACAGCCCGCCAUAUUAUCGGUGCGGAGCUUGUCCCGCGGGAUUCACCGGGAAUGGAACGGACUGUCACGACGUCGACGAGUGCGAUCUCGAUCAGCCAUGCGACCCCAUGGUUCGCUGCACGAAUCUAUCUCCCGGAUACAGGUGUGGCCCCUGCCCACCCGGGUACGAAGGACGCGCCGUUUCCGGUCUGAACAGCGAAGACGCUCGAAGAAGGAGGCAGCGAUGCACAGUCAUCGACAGGUGUAAUGACGGGAGAAACGGGGGAUGUGUUCCAAAUUCUCAGUGCUUCAGUGCCGGCGGUACUGUCAGGUGCGGUCCGUGCAGGCCAGGCUACGUUGGUAAUCAGGCCACAGGGUGCAGGCCAGCGAAUGUAGUCUGCGAUGACGGAGAAACCGUAUGCGACGAUAACGCCAACUGCAAGUACUACGGAAACAACGAAUACGCCUGCAUGUGUAAAAUCGGCUGGGCUGGAAACGGUAAACUCUGCGGGAUCGACGUCGACCAGGACGGUUUUCCAGACAGCAAGUUGGCCUGCUCCGAGCGAACCUGCAUGGCCGACAACUGUCCUCGCACUCCGAACGGAGGGCAGGAGGAUACGGACAGAGAUGGGCAGGGAGACGCCUGCGAUUUGGACAAGGAUAACGACAACAUCCCGAAUGUGGCGGACAACUGCCCAACCGUUUACAACCCUGAACAGGAGGACAACGAUGGUGAUAGACUAGACGGUGUGGGAGACGCCUGUGACAAUUGUCCGUACAUUUACAAUCCAGGACAGCGUGACUUCGAUGGUGACAAGUUGGGGGACUUGUGCGACGAUGACAUCGAUAACGACGGAAUUAUAAACAACCAUGACAAUUGCCCGUGGAAGGCGAACGUCGACCAGUCUGACCGUGAUCGUGACGGUCUCGGCGACGUCUGCGACAACUGUCCGUACUCGUCGAACGCCGAUCAGAGGGACAGUGACAGAGACAACGUCGGCGAUGCCUGUGACACCGGUGCAGACAGGGAUGGUGACGGGUUUCAGGACGACAGGGACAACUGUCCGGACGUGCCGAACGGAGACCAAGCUGACACGGACAAGGAUGGCAUAGGUGAUGCCUGCGACGACGACAAGGAUGGCGACGGCAUUCCGGACGACAGGGACAACUGUCCGUACUCCUAUAACCCCGAGCAACUAAGACCCGGCUAUGAUUUCCGCAAGGACAAAUGCAAGACGGACGCGGACAACGACAGGGUGCCAAACAACUUCGACAACUGUCCGAACAACAGCUUGAUAUGGGCGACUGACUUCCGGGCGUUCGAGACCAUCGUACUCGACCCCGUCGGCGAGGCCCAGAUGGAUCCGAACUGGGUGAUCCAGAAUAACGGGUCGGAAAUCCUGCAGACGGUGAACAGUGAUCCUGGUAUCGCCGUCGGCCUCGACACGUUUAACGGUGUGGAUUUCGAGGGUACGUUCUACGUCGACACCACCAUCGACGACGAUUACGCGGGCUUCAUAUUCUCCUAUCAAAGCAAUCAGAAGUUCUACGUGGUCAUGUGGAAGAAGAAGAGCCAGACAUACUGGCAGUCGACGCCGUUCCGAGCAGUCGCCGAACCUGGGAUCCAGAUAAAGCUGGUGAACUCGGUCACUGGACCGGGUGAAAUGUUGAGGAACAGCAUUUGGCACACCGGUGACACCGAGGACCAGGUCAAGCUGCUGUGGAAGGAUCCCAGGAACGUCGGGUGGAAGGAUCACACCUCCUACCGCUGGCUGCUCCUCCAUAGGCCAUCGAUAGGACUGAUCAGGCUCAGGAUAUACGAGGGAAGGCACAUGGUCGCUGAUUCCGGAAACAUAUUCGACUCGACGUUGAAGGGCGGAAGUCUCGGGGUCUUCUGCUUCUCCCAGGAAGCUAUCAUAUGGUCGGACCUCGUCUAUCGAUGCAACGAACACGUGCCGGAAAUCGUGCACAGAGAUUUACCGCCACAGCUUCAACGAGCUGUGCACAUUGAUCGUAGCAAGGCUCACUUUGGAGGGGUGGCUACAAACCGCGGAUGAUAGAGUUUGACUUGUAGUUCAACGUUUUAGGGAUGAUAUGCUCGUCGGAUUAAGAGGUGAAUCAAUACGCCAAUGCUUACAAUUAUUAAACAUACAAGUAUGACUAAUCAUGUCCGGAGAUCAGAUCGACUGCACAAAUCAAAAUUUCGUAUACGGUUGACCAUUGUUAUAAAAGUCACGAUGCCGAAGGUGUGGAAAAAAUUUUACUGCCAUCUGGAUUGACACAGUUAUACGAAACCCCGCACUAUUUUCAGUGGCUCUGAGAUAAAGUCGUAGUAAUUAUACAAUAACAAUUACGUAUUGUAAUGUCAAAACCUGCGAGGCACGGACUAGAAUUUUUAUAUCGUUACUUUUAAUGUAAAAAGUGAUAGUUACAAUGAAUAAAGAUAUAAUAUAUUCUACUUACUAAAAGUAACCAUAGUUUUCACGUUAUUGAGCGUUCGUGAAUAAUCCAGUUCGAAUCAUAAACACUCGAGGCGUUUCGUCAUUCAAGCUUACCUGUAAAUGUUGAAGGAAAUUAUCGAUACUACAAUUUACAAAUGUAAUAUUGGACUUCCAGGUGUUGAAGAAACAAAAUCAUAAAACUGAGUAAGGGAUUAGGUUCGGAGUUUUUUUUUUACAGACAAGGUGACAUCGGAAACAUCGUGAGCAUAAACGACGUUUGAAUAAAGUGACCGAGUAGUAUUUAGCGUGUAUAUCCAUACAUGAUAUAUUUUGUUAACGUAUCCGAUUUUUAUAGAUGAUCUCCAAUCAAAUCUAAAGUUUAUAUCAAGAUUAACAAUCGUAAUUGAAUUAAAUGACGUUGAAAAUAAACGUGUAUAUAAUAUAAUUAUAUAUAUGUGUAAAUAUAUACCUAUAUAAGACUUCUGACAGCGUGUGGCGAGAGCUAACAAUGUACUAUCAAUAUGUAAUCUGUGCUUUUUUUUUUCGUUCCUCAAAUUUGUCACAUGAACGUAAUAUUUUUUAAUUCAGCACCAGUGCAGAUAAUUUUUCUCGGGAAUUUUAUCUAUUUACCGAGAUAUAUAUAUAUAUAUAUAUACUAUAAGUAUAACAAAUAUGUAAAGCAAGAUGACUACUUUUAUCGUUAGCUUUCCUUAUACGGUAAGUACAGUAGCACAAAUAUCAUUUAUAACGAGCCAACGACGUAAUAUCAAUGAAGAUCCAUCGAUCUGCGUAAGAUCUAUGUUUUUCUAGCAUAGGAUUACGAUGAUUUUUUCGCAGUCAAUUUACGAUAUAAUUAUUACCAACGAACAAUCGGAACGCGCUGCGUUCCAUACAUUUAUACUAACUAUAUCAUCUUCGCCAAGAAUUACAUAUGCAUGUAUGGUAUGUCUAUAUGUAACUACACAAUAUUACGUUUCUUAAAAGCACCUAGUAUUCAGCCAUAUUAAGUAUUCAUCAAUUCAUUAUUAUCAUUACUACCACAAUUAUUAUUAUUAUCAUUAUUAUUAUUAUUAUUGUUAUUAUUAUUAUUAUUACUAAUAUCGUUGACAUUUGAGUUACGUUGUCUACAUUUCUAAGACAAGAACGAACACGUCGGCAGCGAUUUGCGGAUAUGUGCCUCUGAAAGUAUGCAUAUAUAAAUAAAAAGGUACACCUGUAUAAACGUACCUAGUUUAAAUAAAGCGUGAGUAGGUGUGUAGCACGUUAUUACAGUCAUAUAAAUCGAGGUACAUUUAUUAAGUAUACAAUUUAAGUAUCAAAGGUUUGCUAUUCCAUAUUAUACGUAUGUACGUAUGGUUGAAGGAAAAAAAAAAAACAUAGUAAGAAUAAUAAUUCCAGUACCGCGUCAAGAUGAGAAAAAGAAAUGGCACUUAAUUUAUUGACUUGGAAAAUGUAUCGUAUUAUUUAUAGGUAGUUAUAAUAUAUGUAUAGUUCUUGAGUCCCACGUUCUGCGAUGUCGAUUAUAACGGAUAUAAUAAUAGAUAUACUAAUUAUUGUCAGGCACAAGCGAUUGUCAAGUUAUACGUCGUCGGUAAUGAGUGAGAUUGUUUUACACACGUUUUUUUAUCGACAUUCAAUUCUAGACUCACAGUUUGAUGUUGCAGGCGAAUAUUCGAUAUAAUCUGGAAUGGACGAAGCAAUCUAACACAUGAUCGACGAGGGUAAACAAUUAUCUGUGUGUAUAUGUAUAUAUAUAUAGGUAAUGUGUGUAGUGUGACUAUAUAUAGCAUAUGUAAUUUCAGCAACAACAAAAUAUAUACAUUCGCGAUUUCAACGUUUGAAACGUGUGUCAGCUGCAGUCUGAAAAAUAAAAUUGCAAGUCCCGUUAUAUUUCGGAGGCCUGAUCAAUUGUUAGGUGGAGCAGCCGCUGUGAUUAGACUUAUUUUAAACUUAUAUAACACGGCAAGAAAUAUAUGGCGAACCUUGAAAGGUAUAUAAUGUAUAAACGCCGA
Neodiprion fabricii is the source of this 5711-nucleotide messenger RNA. It is a transcript of the gene Tsp, whose product is annotated as cartilage oligomeric matrix protein. Gene Ontology annotation, molecular function: calcium ion binding. Gene Ontology annotation, biological process: cell adhesion. NCBI's taxonomy places the organism in Eukaryota, Metazoa, Arthropoda, Insecta, Hymenoptera, Diprionidae. Gene Ontology annotation, cellular component: extracellular region. The transcript is spliced from 14 exons. The record is from RefSeq and is a predicted model, not a curated record. The coding region runs from base 163 to 3315 and encodes 1050 amino acids.